Molecule: messenger RNA, 4270 nt
Organism: Solanum dulcamara
Lineage: Eukaryota; Viridiplantae; Streptophyta; Magnoliopsida; Solanales; Solanaceae
Product: mediator of RNA polymerase II transcription subunit 33A-like
Exons: 12
Coding region: 137-4111 (1324 amino acids)
Biological process (GO): regulation of phenylpropanoid metabolic process
Cellular component (GO): mediator complex
Source: RefSeq, a predicted model, not a curated record
AGAACGAAAGAGGCACACUUUGAAAAAACUCCUUUCACUACAAAUUUUGAACUCUUAUUACUUCUUCUAUUCAUAUGAGAAUUCUUCAGAUCUAGCUUAAAACCCUAAGUUUCUCCGGUGACCGUUGAAAUCCUCCAUGGCUAUGGUGGCCGGACAACAAUCAACUCUAUGGGACGGAGUGAUUGAACUCACUAAGUUGGCUCAGCUGAGAGGCAGUGACCCAUUAAUGUGGGCCAUGCAACUUUCUUCCACACUUAACUCUGCCGGAAUCUCCAUGCCUUCCACCGACGUUGCUAACCUUCUCGUUUCUCAUAUUUGUUGGGGUAAUAAUGUUCCUAUUGCUUGGAAGUUCCUUGACAAAGCUUUGGCGCUUCGGAUUGUUCCUCCUAUGUUCGUUCUAGCUCUUCUUUCAAACAGAGUGAUUCCGACUCGAAGGAGCUAUCCAUUGGCAUACAGGCUUUAUAUGGAACUGUUAAAAAUAUACGCCUUCUCAUUACCAUCUCUGAUUAAUGGUCCAAAUUAUCAAAAGAUCAUGGAAGCUAUAAAUGAUACAUUACAGCUUUCCCAGAUAUUUGGACUUCAGGGGUCUGAAAGUGGUCUAAUUGUGGUUGAAUUUGUUUUUACAAUUGUAUGGGAGUUACUUGAUGCAUCCCUUGAUGAUGAGGGAUUGCUGGAACUGACUGUGGAAAAGAAGUCUAGGUGGCCUAUAACAUCUCAAGAUAUGGGAUUGAAUAAUCAUGAUGGUUUUGCUGGGGGGAGAACAGAAAAACAUGAAGUAUUAUCUAAAUCGAACACAGUUAUGGCUAUUGAAAUAAUUGGUGAACUUUUUCGAGAUAAAGUGACUUCUGCAAUCCUUUAUUUGGCACGCACGAACAUGCCCAUGCAUUGGGAGUCCUUCACCCAGAAUUUAAGACUUCUCGUGUCAAACUCAUCAGCUUUAAGAAACUCUAAAAAUAUAUCUCCGGAGGCUUUGGUGCAGUUAACAUCUGAUAAUCGUGUAGUCCUCUCUAGAAAAUGCAAAACAAGCUCACAUAAAAGGUUUCAUGCUGUAGUGGCAUCUGGUUCGCUUGUAUCUUCUGCAGAUCAGUGUCAUGGUGCUAGUCCAUCAGUGCUCUGGCUUCCCAUUGAUCUCUUUCUAGAAGAUAUCAUGGACGGGUCACAAGUAGCGGUUACAAGUGCUGCUGAAACACUGAGCGGUUUAGUGAAGGCUCUGCAGGCAGUUAACUCUUCAACUUGGCAGGACACUUUUCUUGGAUUAUGGAUUGCAUCCCUAAGGCUUGUUAAUAGAGAAAGGGAUUCAAGUGAGGGGCCAGUACCUCGCCUGGAUACUUGCUUAUGUCUGUUGUUGUCGAUUACGCCACUAGCAAUAGUGAAUCUUCUUGAAGAGGAGGAAAUGGAUUGCAGCUCUACCAAUCAAAGGAAAGAGUCAUCCAGAAAAUGUCGCCAAGACUUGGUAUUUAGCCUUCAGCAACUUGUUGACUAUGAAGGCUUGUUGACCCCACCAUUGCCUGCUGCUCCAUUGGCAAAUCUAGCUGCCGCAAAAGCAAUGAUGUUCCUUUCAGGUAUAAGUGUUGGGAGUGGCUAUUUUGAGGGAAUGAGCUUGAACGACCUGCCUGUCAGUUGCGUUGGAAACCUGCGACACUUGAUUGUCGAAGCUUGCAUUGCCAGAAACAUUUUGGACACCUCUGCUUAUUUGUGGCCCGGAUAUGUAAAAGGUAGAUGCAAUCAAGUUCCUCGUAGCGUCUCGAGUCAAAUGCCUGGCUGGUCAUCAUUGAUGAAGGGAUCUCCCUUAACUCCUCCAAUGGUCAGCUCUUUGGUAUCAACACCAGCAUCAAGUUUAGCAGAAAUAGAGAAAAUAUAUGAGAUUGCAGUCAAUGGCUCGGAUGAUGACAAGAUUUCUGCUGCUGCUAUUCUCUGUGGUGCGUCUUUUGCUCGUGGUUGGAACAUACAGGAACAUACUGUUCUGUUCAUCACCAGGUUGCUUUCACCUCCUGUUCCUGCUAAUUAUUCGGGAACUGAAAGCCAUUUGAUUGGUUAUGCUCGAUUCCUGAAUGUUCUUCUCAUCGGAGUGUCAUCUGUUGAUUGUGUUCAGAUCUUUUCUUUGCAUGGAUUGGUUCCACAACUUGCUGGUGCAUUGAUGCCAAUUUGUGAAGCCUUUGGUGCAUGUGCACCCAAUGUGAAAUGGAUUGUAAUGUCUGAAGAAAUUUCUUCACAUGCCGUCUUCUCAAAUGCAUUCACUCUUUUGCUGAAGUUGUGGAGGUUUGAUCAGCCGCCUCUUGAGCAUCUUAUGGAUGCUGUUCCAGUGGGAGCCCGUCUAACUCCUGAAUACCUUUUACUGGUGCGCAAUUCCCAGUUUACAUCCUCUGAUGAUCUGCAGAAAGAUCAAAGCAAAAUCAAGUGGCUGACUAGACUUUCAAGUCCAUUAUCUAGAGAACCCAUAUUUCUCGAUUCUUUUCCAAAAUUAACACUUUGGUACAGGCAACAUCAAGCAUGCAUUGCGUCACCUCUCUCAGGACUUGUCCCUGGAACUCCUGUUCAUCAGAUUGUUGAAGCACUGUUGAACUUCAUGUUCAGAAAAAUAAAUAGAACAGGUCAGUCCCUGACACCAGCUACUUCUGGAAGCAGUAACUCAUCUGGGCCUGGAAAUGAAGAUGUAUCUCUCCAUCUUAAGCUGCCUGCAUGGGAUAUUCUGGAAGCUGUUCCUUUUGUGCUUGAUGCUGCUCUCACUGCAUGUGCUCAUGGUAGAUUGUCACCACGUGAACUAGCUACAGGUCUCAAGGAUCUGGCCGAUUUUCUCCCAGCUUCUUUGGCAGCAAUCGUAAGCUACUUUUCAGCUGAAGUGACACGGGGUAUCUGGAUGCUUGCUUCUAUGAAUGGAACUGAUUGGCCAAGCCCAGCUGCAAAUUUAGCAACAGUGGAGCAACAGAUAAAGAAAAUUUUAGCUGCAACUGGUGUGAAUGUCCCAAGUCUCACCGUAGGUGGUAAUUCUCCAGCUACCCUUCCAUUGCCCCUGGCAGCCCUUGUGAGCCUCACCAUUACAUACAAACUUGAUAGAUCAACUGACCGCUAUCUGAACUUAAUGGGCCCAGCCUUGAGUAACUUGGCUACGGGUUGUCCUUGGCCCUGCAUGCCUGUCAUGGUUGCUCUAUGGGCCCAAAAGGUGAAGCGCUGGAGUGACUUUCUUGUCUUCUCUGCAUCACGGACUGUGUUUCACCACAAUAGGGAUGCUGUGGUUCAACUGCUUAGAAUGUGCUUUGCAGCUACACUGGGUCUAACUACGUCUUCUAUUGCAAGCAACGGCGGUGUAGGUGCACUUCUUGGUCAUGGUUAUGGCUCUCAUUUUUCUGGUGGCAUCUCUCCUGUUGCCCCUGGUUUACUCUACUUGCGUGUUCAUAGAGCUGUCCCAAAUGUCGUGUUUAUGACAGAAGAAGUUGUUUCCCUUUUGAUGCAUUCUGUUAGAGAUAUUGCAAGUAGUGGAGUACCUGCUGAGAAAUUGGACAAACUCAAGAAAAGUAAAUAUGGUAUGAGGUAUGGUCAGGUUUCUCUUGCUACAGCAAUGACUCGUGUAAGGCUUGCAGCAUCACUGGGCGCUUCAUUAGUUUGGAUCACAGGUGGUGUAGGUUUGGUCCAAUCAUUGAUUAAAGAAACUUUGCCAUCUUGGUUCAUAUCAGCACAUGGCACAGAGCCCAGUGGUGGGAUGUCGGGAGGGCUAGUUGCAAUGCUGGGUGGUUAUGCCCUUGCUUACGUUGCAGUGAUAUCUGGAACAUUUGCAUGGGGUGUAGAUUCAUCAUCACCUGCAGCCAAGCGUCGAUCAAGUACUCUUGAGGCACACUUGGAGUUCCUGGCAGGUGCUCUACAUGGGAAAAUAUCCCUCGGUUGCAACAAAGCCACCUGGAAAUCUUAUGUUACAGGGUUCAUCACGUUGAUAGUGGGACGCACACCAAACUGGUUGCUAGAGGUGGAUGUAGAGGUUUUGAAGAGUCUUAGUAUGGGUUUGAAACAGUGGAAGGAGGAGGAGUUAGCGUUGGCUCUUUUGGGUAGUAGUGGUAUUGGCGCAAUGGGCGCCACUGCUGAAAUGAUUAUAGAAGGUGGUAUGAACUUUGUUAGAUGAGUUGAUUGCGGUUAAUCUUCUUUCUACAAUAGCCUCUUAGAUUCAUCAAGGGAACUAUAUAGCUUCUGUACAAGUUUUGGUUUUGUACAUAUAUAUCAUGUAGCUAAGCAUAGAAACCAAAUAAUUGAAAACUAAAGGAACUCUGCUAUUUCACCUUCA